This is a messenger RNA of Cololabis saira (Pacific saury), 2321 nucleotides long. RefSeq names its product myelin protein zero-like 1 like (gene mpzl1l). The record is from RefSeq and is a predicted model, not a curated record. Bases 63 to 908 code for a protein of 281 amino acids. The transcript is spliced from 6 exons. NCBI's taxonomy places the organism in Eukaryota, Metazoa, Chordata, Actinopteri, Beloniformes, Belonidae. Gene Ontology annotation, cellular component: membrane; focal adhesion; cell surface.
GAACGACUAGACGGUAGAGGUGGAGGAGAGAAAAAUCAUAAACUUCUGUUUACAACAACACGAUGGAGCCCAAAGGGUCGACCACCGUCUGCAGGCGGGUUUUACUAACCGGAUUUACUCUUUGUGCCGUACUAGUCACAAAACCUGCAUGUGCAAUCGAAAUAUACACCGACCCCGAGGUGGUAGUACAGAACGGCACGACGGGAGUCCUUCGGUGCACCUUCAAGUCCAGCGAGGUGGUCAAGAGCACCACCACGGUGACCUGGAGCUUCCAGUCGAGUCAGCCCGGUAACCAGUUCUCCAAUGUUCCCUAUGUGAUUUUUCAUUAUUCCAACGGAGAAGGAUUUCCUGGACAGGAAGAGUUCAAAGAUAGAGUGCUGUUCAUUGGAGACUUCAACAAAAGGGACGCUUCGAUACAGCUGAGUCCGGUUCACUUCAGCGACAAUGGAACCUUCUUAUGCGACGUGAAGAACCAGCCGGAUGUGAAGGGAACGCCAGCUCGGAUAAAGCUUCGGGUCGUUCUGAAAGAGGCCCUUCCUCCGAGCAAAACCGCCAUCAUAGUCGGAUCUGUUUGUGGAAUCUUAUUUUUGCUGGUCAUCAUUGCCGUGGUUGCCUGCGUCGUCAUGAAGGUGCUUCACAACCGAAACGAUUACGAAGGAUGUACGUCCUUCGAGAGCGUGAGCUCUCAGGCUCCGCAGCCACGAAAGAAGGUGGAGUCCAGCAGGGAGAGCUCCAGGUGUACCAGUCCCUCGGGUCCACUGCAGGUAGGAGCUGGGGGACAAAGAAAUGCACUGGCUGCCAACACUUCACUGGGCCCGGUGAUAUACGCCCAGCUGGAUCACUCGGGCAGCAAAAACUCCUUCCAUAAGAUGGAGCCAGUGGUCUACGCCGACAUUCGUAAAAACUGAAGAUGGGGACCAAAUAAUAAUAAUUCUAAAGAAAAAACAGUAAAGUAUGAGACCUCUAUCAGCUGCUCGAGAGAAGGGUGGGAAUAUUUUAACAGGGAAAACAAUUGGUGCAGUUUCCCUCUCCUUUUUUCUCUUUUUCCCCAUAUUUUGUCCUCUGAAAGCAUGAUAAUGGUAUAUGAUAAUGUCUUCAUGUGCUUUGUUGUAAAGAAACACUACACCACAUCAGCCUCGUGUUCUUCAAAACAGCCAUCCAUGUCGCGAUGAGAAUGCCUUCAUUGAUAUCAUUCCAGUGAGGAAAUGCUUUAUUUUUUUUGAAUCCUUAUGUUUGUGCCCCCCCCCCCCCCCCCCUCCCCCUUACCACUCCCAAGUCCACGUUCUGCAGGCGUUGCACCAACUCAGCUGACGUUUGUACGAGCGUAACCUCGGAGUCAAAGUAGAUAUGCUGUCAUCAAAGCCGGCCGAGAAGAAUUAGAUGAGCGGCAGUGGCUGUUUAAGAAGGAGAUUCAUCAUAUGAUCAUGUGAGCGAGCUGCAGGUGCAUGCUGGGAGACCCGGUCGAGGAGGUGUGCAGAGGCGUGAAUCACAGCCAGCUGGACUUGCUUUUCUUGGUUCUUGAAGACCUUGAACCUUCCACACUAACCAGAGCGAUGGGAGGAUCCAUCGGCGAUUUCCAGUCGACUUUCUGAACCAGUCGCAUAAACUGUGACUGAACUGACACAACCUGGAUGGAAGUUGAAGCGUCUUCAGGAACUAAGAAAAGGAACGUCCAGUUUCCCGGGAGAGCAGCUGUGGGAACGCGUUUGCUUGUGUUGUUUAAAAACAAUUUCUGGUGACUUCGGUGAAAGAUCAGCAAACAUUCGCGAGACAAACCUGGAGCUGCGUCGCUCCCUUUCCAACGUCGGGGCUGCUGCUUGCUCUCGUCCAACUCUCAGGUCGUGCUGAAUCAUCUGUGAUGAUGCAAUCGCAGCCAAAACAUUGAACAUUUUUAUUCCUCCCAGCCCCGGCAGGCUCCGCCUCCAUCUGACCUGACCGGUAGAGCAGCCAGAUGUGGAGAAGAGAAGUCCUGGUUUCCCCGUCUCCACCGUACGAGCAAAACGACUGGGUCCGUCACACGUCCACCUUCAGCCUUGCGUUUGUGUGUAGAAACAAGAAAACAAGCGCAAAAGAGAGAAGGAAAAGGCCCCUUGGCACAUGCGCCCUCAUUGAGCGGGAACAUGACGACUGACGGCCACCGAACAGCUGCAGUGUUGCAACACAAAUAAACCGAGUGCAUUCUGGGCUGAAGAGCUCACGUCUGGGAAUGCAGGAAAUCUGUUGUGCAGCUCAGUUUCAGUCAAAUAAAGUGUUAAAAGAGCCAACACUUAAAGCGGCUCGCGGGGGGAUCGUUGGCGGCAGGAUGGAGAUCUGAGAGGCGA